Messenger RNA from Girardinichthys multiradiatus, 5110 nucleotides. RefSeq names its product sortilin 1b (gene sort1b). The transcript is spliced from 21 exons. The coding region runs from base 1502 to 3973 and encodes 823 amino acids. Gene Ontology annotation, biological process: vesicle organization; endocytosis; Golgi to endosome transport. Lineage: Eukaryota; Metazoa; Chordata; Actinopteri; Cyprinodontiformes; Goodeidae. Gene Ontology annotation, molecular function: protein binding. The record is from RefSeq and is a predicted model, not a curated record. Gene Ontology annotation, cellular component: Golgi apparatus; membrane.
GACUUAUUUAAUGAAGCAUUCAUGUGCAUAAAACAGAUUCAUUAUUACAUAAUCUUUGCUAACUCCGAUGAGGUUCGUUUGUCAAAUCAAAAGAAGUCUACCUUUUGAAAAGGAUAAUUUUUAAGCAGGUAUUGAACAUCAUUUUUAUCAAGUCCACAUUUCUGUGUUAAAAACGUUUUUCUAUUCUAUUUUGCCAAUAUACAAAGAAAAACCUUCAUUUUCGUUGUUUAUGUCAAUAUAGUUUAAAUGUUUACAGGUAAAUACGUUCCAGUGUUGGUUUGUGCAAAGGUUGUUGGCAAAUUCCUCUCAGCCAAUAAUUGUCAACUUUCCUUGUUUUCUUCAGACCUAACCAGUAAAACGUAGCCCCAUCUAUAUUAAAACACUGUUAGUGUUCGCUGGUGGGUAGUGUGCUUAACAGGAAAUGGGCUCCCAAAUCAAAAUAUACUUAAGGCUCCAUGCAUAGUGAAACUACCACAGUUUUUUUUUAACAAUGUUAAAGCAGGCAGAGACAGAAUCAGUGUCUAAAAUGGUACAGACAGAUAAUUAAGCAAAAUAAAUUUACCUUUACACAGACUUUAAAUUAACAGAAAGUUAAGUUACUGAAUGGACAUAACCAUUACUAAGUUUUAGUUGUCAGUUUCGCUGAUAGUUAUCAAGAAAGAGUGUAAAUAAGUCCUAAGACCUUACAUUCCUCAACGUGACAAGCUGUGAAUUUAAAAUGAGCACUUUUAGUUGUUUUGAAAUGACUAAAACGUAAUAGACAGCAUUUUGUUUUGGGAUUAUAGCUUCCUACUUUGUUUUUUUUUUUUUUUUUUUUUGUUGCUGCUGGUUCACACACUUGCUAGACUGGUUAAGCAAAUGAGGAAAAGCAAAUACCUACUGCUCUGCUCUGCCCAUUUCUCAAAAUACCUUAUUAAACAGCUAUUUCAAUUGGCAACGCCAAAAUCAAACAUUAGAACUCACUUCAAGGUUUUUCUGUAAUGGAUAUAAAUGAUCAGUAAUCAGUAAUGAACGUUAAGUCUCUAACAACGAUUUGUUCCUCAGAUGCUCUUUUUGUAUUCUGACAGAAAGUUGACACAAAUUGAAAAUGCAUGGUAGUAUUGCUCAACCGACCAUGACUGUCGUUUGACAGCUAAUUAUCUAGUCCAAGCAUUUUAUCAUUUAACCAAUCAGAAAAUCCAAGGGGCGGGGCAUGAUGCGGAAUAGGCCAAUCACAACUGAGCACAGCAGUACAACAGGCAGACAAUUUGUCUCAAGCUACAGUAUAUUAUGCUGCCAGUGCGAGUAAUUAGUGUCACACCAGCCGGUUUAAUUUCCACCAAAAAUUCAGAUAAUUUCCUGUUUUUUUUUUUAAUACUUCUUGCAUUUUUGCAGACAAACGGCUACGGCUUCAAAGGACGUCCCUUGUUUUCAAAGCAGGUACAGUCGCUGUCAUUUUGUUGAUGUCAUCCGCCGCGGAGCUGCAGCGACCUUCAAUUCCUCAACAAGGCUGGGCAGCAGGAUGGGACGCCCGCUUCAAGGUCUGUUGCUUUUCGCUGUCUGCGCUCUCCAUGUCGGGGGCUUGGAUUUCCAGCCGGGAUCCCAAGCUCUCACACAGUCGGUGUCCAUGAGGCGCUCCGGCGUGAAGGAGAGAGCCGCGCAAAUCGUGAAGAGGUCCCUGCCGUCGUGGCUGACCGCAUCGCACAACCACAGGAUAAGGCGAAGGAGCGCCGAGCAGAGCGAUUCGUGCAAACAGCACCAAGGGUUUCAGAGCAAGUUAACUGACAACACCCACAGUUUUAAGUUCGAUGAUCUGAGUGGCUCAGUGUCACUGGCCUGGGUUGGCGAUGGCACAGGGGUCAUUCUGACUUUGACCACAUUUCAGGUGCCUUUCUUCAUGUUAAGAUUUGGCCAGUCCAAACUCUACCGUAGUGAGAACUAUGGGAAGUCGUUUGAGGACGUGACCAGUUUAAUCAACAACACUUUCAUUUUAACGGAGUUUGGCAUAGCGAUCGGCCCUGAGAAUUCAGGCAAAGUGAUCCUGACAGCUGAAGUCUCUGGAGGUGAUGGGUAUCGUAUUUUUGUCUCCAGUGACUUUGGGAAGACAUUUGUCCACCAGGACUUGCCUUUCGAUCCCCUGAUACAGAUCUCAUACAAUCCUGAGAACUCUAAUGUGCUUGCAGUCCGUAGUAGCAGGAAUGAACUUUGGCUUUCUGAAGAUUUUGGACGCAGCUGGAAGAAGAUUCACGACAUGGUGUGCCUUUUUAAAUGGGCAAAGAAAAAUACCAUCUUCUUUACAGCCAGCAAAAAUGGAUCCUGCAGUGAUAGGGGAAUGUUCAAGCUGAAGAGGACCACAGACCUGGGUAAAACCGUCAAGAUUGUUGCCAGUAAGAUCUUCUCUUUUGGCCUGGGUGGACGCUUCCUCUUUGCUUCAAUAAUGACUGGAAAGGGCACUCUGAGGAUGAUCCACGUCUCCACUGAUCAGGGUGAGACCUGGAACAUGGCUCAGCUGCCUCCUGUUGGUCACGAGCAAUUCUACUCCAUCCUGUCAGCAAAUGACGAUAUGGUCUUCAUGCAUGUUGAUGAGCCUGGAGAUAGUGGUUUUGGUACAAUUUAUGUUUCGGAUGAUCGAGGCACAGUCUACUCCAAGUCACUGGAGCGCCACCUUUAUACAACCACAGGGGGCGACACUGACUUCACCAACGUCACUUCCCUGCGAGGAGUCUUCAUCACCAGUGUCUUGGCAGAAGAUAACUCUUUGCAGUCUGUGGUGUCCUUUGAUCAAGGAGGAGAGUGGGUUCCCCUGCGGAAACCUGUCAACACAGAGUGUGAUGCUACGGCCAAGGACCCAAACCAGUGCACUCUCCACAUUCAUGCGGCUUACAGCAUUGCUAUGAAGAUGAAAGUCCCCAUGCUGCCUCUGACUGAGCCCAACGCUGUGGGUCUAAUCUUAGCUCAUGGCAGUGUCGGGGAUGCCAUCUCUGUGAUGAAAUCGGAUGUGUAUGUGUCCGAUGAUGGGGGCUACUCCUGGAUGAAGGCUCUGACUGGGCCCCAUCACUAUGCUGUGCUGGACUCAGGGGGACUGCUGGUGGCUGUUGAGGACAAUGGCGAACCCAUCAACAAGAUCAAAUUUUCCACUGAUGAAGGACAAUGCUGGAGUGUUUACAUCUUCACCAAAGACCCAAUCUCGUUUACGGGGUUGGCAUCAGAGCCGGGAGCCCGCUCCAUGAAUGUCAGCAUCUGGGGCUACAGAAACUCCCUCAUCAGCCAGUACUGGGUCUCCUUUACCAUCGACUUCAGGGAACUCCUCACCAGAGACUGUGACGACAACGAUUAUGUGCAGUGGUUGGCUCACUCUGAUGACAUAAGCGACCCGAACGAUGGCUGCAUGCUGGGUUACAAAGAGAAGUUCCUGCGGCUCAGAAAGGACUCUGUUUGCUGGAAUGGACGUGAUUAUGUUGUGAACACACAGCCAACACCAUGUCAAUGCACCCUGGAUGACUUCUUGUGUGACUUUGGAUACUCUCGUAAAGAGAACAGCUCGGAGUGUGUGGAGCAGCUGGACCUGCAGGGCAAAGUGUUGGAGUUCUGCCUCAAUGGCAAAGAGGAGCAACUGCAGACCAGCGGGUACAGGAAAAUCCCUGGAGAUAAAUGUGUUGGAGGGGAGAUGCCUCAGCGUAAAGAGAUUGACCUCAGUAAGAGGUGUGUCAGUGAUCUGGUUGCUCCAGAGAUUCAGACAAAUAGUCACUCCUUUAAGUCUGUGGCUAUAGUGUUGGCAGUCAUCAUUGUCAUGCUUCUGAGUGUCGCAGCAGGAGUGAUCUUUGUAAGGAAAUAUGUCUGCGGUGGCAGGUUUUUGGUGCACAGGUACUCUGUGUUGCAGCAACACGUUGAGGACAAUGCAGCGGAUGGGAUGGACGAACCGCUGGACAACAACCACACUCCCAAUGGCAAAAUAGAGUUUCAUGAUGACUCCGAUGAGGAUCUGCUUGAAUAGCAGGCGCCACCUGUUAACCAAGCGAGCAACAGGUUUUCCUGCAGCCAGCCGCUGUUCCUGUCACUCACCUCUCUGGCUACUCCUUCCUUUCACCCACUGAUGUAAACUUCAGCCUCAGCGACAGACUGCUGUCAUUGUGAGGUCAAAUGAAUGUACGGAGGUUUCCUGAAACUUAAAGCCGCAGUUGAAGAGAACCAUGAAGGAAAUCUUGUCGCGUUUUAAGGUAUCUGUUUUGAGAGAGUUAUGAUCUUUGAGUAUUUUUUAAUUCAGUAAAUAAAGAUGCAGCUGAACUGCUGACAGAGAUUGACUAAAAAAUUGAGUUAUAUAAAGUCUCCUCUAUUUUACGGGUCCUGCCUCUUCCAUCUCAUGGAACUGUUCCUGGAAAAGUUUCUUUAUUUUACUUUUAAAUAUUUGUUUUCUUCAUUCAUUUGUACAAAAAUACAUUUUCUUUAACAGUUAUUAAUCAGAUAUCAGUCUGAGUGCUGGAACAGUCACAGCUGGCCUCUGGUUAAUAAUUCUCACGGACAAGUUGAGUCUUAAUCCUUUUUUAUGGAAGUACUUAUGCCAAAUGUUUCCAUGUUCCUGAGAGCUAGAAAUUUCACUAAUUGGUGAAGUCUUCCACUUUUCUGUGUUGUUGGAGUACAAGUCUGCAGAUCUUUGCAUUGUGGUGAAGUUACAAGAGAUGCACCGAUCAGAAUUUUCCUGGCCAAUACUGAUUUCCAGUUUUGAGCUCUGACCUUCCGAUCUUGACUGAUCUCCUUUUUUUUUUUUUUUUUCUCCAUUUUAAUGAAAAAAAAAACAAUGGUUAUUAGAUGUACUGCAGUUUUGAGCAGGUUGUAGUGUUGAAUCCAACAGAAAAUUAAGAAGUUAAGAUUAUCCAUAUUUAGGCAUAUUUUCCUUACCUCUUAUCUAUUUUUUUUUUUUUUUUUUUUUUUUUUUUUUUUUUUUUUUAGCAACCCUGAAGUCCAUAAAUGUAAAUGCUGUUUGCUGAUGCAUUCGUUGACUAUACAGGUACUUCUCAAAAAAUUAGCAUAUUGUGAUAAAGUUCAUUAUUUUCUAUAAUGUAAUGAUGAAAAUUUAACAUUCAUAUAUUUUAGAUUCAUUGCACACUAACUGAAAUAUUUCAGGUCUUUUAUU